This is a messenger RNA of Chrysoperla carnea, 2157 nucleotides long. It is a transcript of the gene fy, whose product is annotated as protein fuzzy homolog. The coding region runs from base 50 to 1276 and encodes 408 amino acids. The record is from RefSeq and is a predicted model, not a curated record. Gene Ontology annotation, biological process: non-motile cilium assembly; vesicle-mediated transport. Lineage: Eukaryota; Metazoa; Arthropoda; Insecta; Neuroptera; Chrysopidae. The transcript is spliced from 7 exons.
CAAAAUGUCAAAUUUGAAAACACAUUUUCCAAUUUGAAAAAUAAAAAAGAUGUCUUUAAAUGUAAUGUGCCUAACUUCCAGUGGAGGUUUACCUUUGUUCAUACGUAAAAAAGGGGACACCAUAAAUCUUCCUUUUUCAACCGUAGCGGCUUUAAAUGGGGUUCAUAUGUUUGGAAAAUCACACAAUAUAGAAUUAUUAAAUACAGGAACAGAAAAUGCAGCAAUUGUUUGGAAAGAGUUCCAAGAUAGUAUUGUUCUAAUUGGAAUAGCCCACGAAACGAGCGAAGAAAUUAUCUCACUAUUGCUAGAAUCCAUAUUCCAUGCCAUGGUUUUAACAGUCGGAUUAGAAGAUAUUAAAAAUCAACGAAAUGUAGAACGUUUAAAACGAGAUUUGCGGAUAAGUUUUCCAUUGAUAGAUCGAUUAUUAGAAUGUGUAGACACAGCCUCGACUGUUAACGAAAUUGUUGAUCUAGUUGGUUUAUCCGAAGUAAUUUUAACUCCAGAAAAUCAUUUAUUACAAACAGUUUUGGACACAUACGCCGAAUGUAUGGAUUCAUUAUACGGCUGUCUAUUAAUCCACGGGCGAAUUGCCGUAGCAACAAAAAAUUGGUGGAGUUUGCAUCCUGAUGAACGAAAGUUGCUUUCCUUGUUGAUAUCCACAGAUAAUCUAGCAACAGCUCGUGAUAUUCCUAUUUUUCUACCAUAUAAAAGUCCUGAGGUCGCUUUCCGAUUAGUAACAUGUACAUUAAUAAAAAAUGUAGUAGUUUGUACAAUUUGUGGACCUGCACCAGAAUUAGCUGAAGUUGAUCACAUUGUAGUGCAAUGUUUUAAAACAAUGGUUGAAGUCUUGAAAUCAGCCGAACAAUGUUACCCAAGAAAUUUCCCACAAUCAUUACAGUUGGCACCUGAAAUAUUAGGGUUAUUACUCAUAAACACCGAUGAUAAAAAAUUUAUGUUAUCCAGAAAUGCUCAGCAAGUUUCAAAAAAACGUUCUCUAAGUGGUAUGCAUCGACUUGACACUCUACGAACGUUUUAUUAUGAAUCAGUUAAAACAUUUUUAAUGCCAACGAACGAUGCAGAUCCCGAAGAAGAGGAUGCUAAUUCAGAAGCACAUGAAACUUAUUGGUGUUCUGAGUACCAUAAAUGCCAUGCUUUAAAAGUAGCUAAUAAUAUUUUAUGCCUUUUAUAUACGUCAGCCGUACAAACACAUACAAUGCGUUUGAUGAGUCAGAAAACGUUAAAAGACUUAAUUUCGGAUAAACAAUUAUGUUGGUAAAUGUGCCUAAAAUUAUUUUAGAUUAAUUUCCAAUUAGUUCUUCUUUUCAUUCUUAAUAGCGUCAGAUGAAAAAUGAUUAUUAUUAAUAUACCCUACUUUUAAAAACAGCCUACCCAUUCGAACAAGUUAGCAAAUUUAUUAGGUGCAUAACCAUCACAAUUUGACACCCUCUACCCAUUUAGGCGUUAUUUUUCACCCACAUAUUAUUUAAAAAAGGCAUAAUUUGUUAAUUUUAAUUAGCAUAUCAUUGCUCAUUGGUCAUGCCACCAACUAAAAUGUUUCCCCUACGUUUCUGUAUUGUUUGUUGGGGGAAUGUUAAUCCGGAAACUUUCGACAUUUUAACUUAAAAACUGGAAUGCAUUCGAUAAAUUUACCGAAGAAAAAUUGAAAUGUCCCCAUUUAAAAAUAAUUCUAUACGAUCCAACUGUUAACUUCGAAAACGGCAACCUCUACUCGAGAAUGGAAAUAAAAAUAUGCAAUAUUUUAAGAGACUUAUAUUACGUUAUAACUUAUUUUACGAAAUCAAAUUUCAAUUUACCACAAUUUCCAAAUGUUUUAGUACUUUAUAGUACCUACGUAAUAUAUGAACUAAUAGCUGAACAUUAGGUCAUACAUUACGUCUGAUAAGCCUAAAAUAAAACACACACACGCCAGGAUUUCCUCUAGGAAAAACUGUACAAGAAAUUCUGUGUGUGUGUACGUUAUGAAUAACAAGACAUACUUAAUUAACCAUUUAUGGAAUGCUUUAGUCACUCUUUUAUAACAUUAACUUGUAAGUUAAUAAAAAUUGGCUAAAUCAGUCUCUAAAGAAAUGGAGUAUCUUGAAAUUUGGUUUUCUGGAUACCGUCCAAAUAUAAAAAAAAUUAACGAACGAAUUUAUG